UCAUUUUGCAAUCGGUAUAAUAUAAUACGUAAUCGCAGCGAGAAGUCUGUUGACUCUAUUGAGCCUUGUUGCGUCUGUGCAAACACAAAAUAAUACUCGCUGUGCGAGCGAACGAGCGCGACUUUAUCGCGUCAAAACUUUGCCGCUUCCAGAUCAUCGAGACACAUGAUCCAACCUGCGAGCUACGCUGCAUAUACGAGUCGAUGAAGCAAAUCAUAAAUUGUAAUUUGACAACCAAACGAAAAGGUAGCCGAGGGAAAAUGAAUCGUUUCAAUCAGUCAGGAGUUGGUUAUUAUCGAAAAUAAAAGCCGACGAUGCAAAACGUCGAGUGGUUUAUUAUUGUUGGUCGAUUGUAAAAAUUACUCCAUCGACAAGAGACGAAAGAGACGGUGGAAAUUAAAAGCGGCCGAGUUAGAGAAGGGUCAUUGCUCAAAGCGAAAAAAAAAAGAAAAUCAUGCUAUCGCCGACGACGAUGCUGCGCCGAUGAGGCAAGGUAGUCGUCACACGAUGCGCCACAGCCAUUGCAUCGCGAUCGCGAGAGCCGCGCGGGGGCAUUUCAGCGAGAGAAGAUCGGCUUUCCUCGGGCGAACAAGAAGAAGUAGAAGAAGAGCCUCCCGCUCCGCGAGCUCGAAGAUAAACACCGUAGUCACGAGCGAGUGAGAAAGAGUGAGAAGGAAUCUGGAAAAAGGAGGAGAAGCGAGAUAUAUUGUUGUAAAGACGAAUUAAUAUUCUCGCUGUAUCGCGAGCUCGUGUGUGUGGGUUUUCGAUUGUAAAAUAAGCAACGCGAGCCGCGAUAACCCCGUUGGCGUGUACAGCAAGUGCAUUCAUCCUUUUUUCACCCCAACGUUUUUUUUCGAGCUUGCCGCCGAUGGCCCUCCUCCUCCUCCUCCUCCUCCUUCUCUCGUUCGAUCGUUUACUCGCGUUAUACAUGUAUUAUAUGACACGCGGGUGAAAAGGUCAAAAGUCCCAGAAGCAACUGCGAACGCAAAUAUUCUCUAUAGUCUUUCUCUCUUUAUUUCUUCAUCGUCGCUCUCUUUGCCUCGAUUGCGGGUUUUCGCGCAUAUAAGCAGCUUCGGGGAGAUUGAUAUAACACAGCGUACUGGUUCAUUGAUAAGCCAAAAGUCUGUCUGUGUGUGUGCAUACGAGAAAGAGUAAGCGAGGAGAGAGAGAAAAGAGGCAAAGAUAGGGGAUAUGACGUUUUUUUGACGCGAAAGCGCAUAUCGAGGGAUCGUCGUAAGAAAUCGGCGUAACGCACAAUCACACGGGCAAAGUUCGUCUAGACCGGUGGGUGUCAAGAAGCUGCCUCUCUCUCUCUCUCUCUCUUUCUUUCUCUUUCGAGCUCCUCCAGUUUCGGCCUCUGUCCUACGACGCUACAUCGACGGUCGCCGAUCAAUCAGUCAGUCGGUCUCUCGAGUCCAAUCGUCGACUACACGCACCUUCUCGGCAGCGAAUCUCGAGCAGCAGCUUUUCGGACUACUUGUUGGAUCCCCACUUUUCGUCGCGCUCGCGCCUACUAGCCAUCCAUAGAGAUCUACCAGAGCAGAGGCAGGCAGGCGACGACAAAUCAUACUCGCUCUAAAAAAAAAGCGCAAAAAGCAAAAAAUGGGCAUCUAGAAAUAGAGAAACACAGAAGUGGUGGAAUACAUAAUACACACGUAUACGCGCAAAGUCGCGCACAGAUCGGCAUAUCGGCGUUUCUUCUUGUGCGUAGAUAAAGAUUGGCUGCAUGCAGUCAAUAGAUAUCAUUACGGAAGGCUCGACGGCGUCGUUGGUCGCGGUUAUAAAAGAGCGCGGCGCCGGCGGCGAGAGUCAGAUAAUCAAGCAGGCCAAGACGGAAGAAGAUCUGAAACUAGGCAAGAGCAACGACGACAACAACAACCAAGACGACGAGGCCAAACUCGCCAAAAAGAAGCAGCAGCAAGAAGCGACGGAGCAGCGACCGAGUGGUCUUCAGGAUUGCAAAGUGUCGCAGGAGUCGUUGAAUCGAGCUCUGUCCUGCUCGUUCACGUUAGCCGCGCGAGCUGCCAAUGUCGGCAGCAGCAGCAGCAGUGUGAGUAGCAGUAGCAAUAACAGAAAGCACGUGGCGCACCAGCACGCCAACAGCCUCAACAGGAAGAUACAGCAGCUGACGGUGCAGUCGAGCAGCGCGAGCGGCGGCGAUCUCACCCCCAACAAGGAGGACUUUCGCAUUCUAUUCCAAUCCAAGUACCUGUUCGACGUCAACAGCAACAACUGCUGCAAUAAUUACAACAACAUGUCCGGCACAGAGUCGCGCAGCUACAGCUCCUCGGGCAGCAUGAUCGUCGUCAGCAACCGGCUGCCCUUCGUCCUCAAGAGGAACGAUCUCAGCGGCAAGCUCGAGCGCAAGGCCAGCGCCGGGGGUUUGGUGACUGCCGUCGCCCCGGUCGUCAUCAAUGGAAAUGGCAUCUGGGUCGGCUGGCCGGGUAUGCACAUGGACAACCCCAACGAGCAGAUACCCGAGUCCGAUCCCACCGACCGUACCCCCACGGCUGGACUCUUAUCCAAAAAGGUAGUAGCGGUGCACGUUGAGCCGACGGUCUUUGACUCGUACUACAACGGCUGCUGCAACGGCACGUUCUGGCCGCUGUUCCACUCGAUGCCCGACCGGGCGACCUUCAUCGCGGACCACUGGAAGGCCUACAGCACCGUGAACGAGGAGUUCGCCGCCAAGACCGUGAACGCCCUCGAGAUGAUCCACAAGGAGCAGGCGGGCCAGGUCAGUGGCACCCCCCUCGUCUGGGUCCACGACUACCACCUCAUGCUCUGCGCCAACUGGAUCCGCCAGGCCGCCGACGAGAAGAACCUCAAGCUCAAGCUGGGCUUCUUCCUGCACAUCCCCUUCCCGCCCUGGGACAUAUUCCGGCUGUUCCCCUGGGCCGACGAGAUCCUCCAGGGCAUGCUGGGCUGCGACAUGGUCGGCUUCCACAUCCAGGACUACUGUCUGAACUUUGUCGACUGCUGCCAGCGCAGCCUGGGCUGUCGGGUCGACCGCAAGAAUCUGCUGGUCGAGCACGGGGGUCGCACGGUGCGCGUCCGCCCGCUGCCCAUCGGCAUACCCUUCGACCGGUUCGUCUCCCUCGCGGAAACGGCGCCCAAGGUCAUGUCGACGAAUCUCAAGAUCGUCCUGGGGGUCGAUCGACUGGACUACACCAAGGGCCUGGUGCACCGGCUCAAGGCCUUCGAGAUGCUGCUGGAGAAGCACCCCGAGCACCGGGAGCAGGUGACCCUGCUGCAGAUCGCCGUGCCGUCGCGCACCGACGUCCGCGAGUAUCAGGACCUGAAGCUGGAGAUCGACCAGCUGAUCGGCAGCAUCAACGGCCGCUUCACCACGCCCAACUGGUCGCCCAUACGCUACAUCUACGGCUGCGUCAGUCAGGACGAGCUGGCGGCCUUCUACAGGGACGCCGCCGUGGCCCUGGUCACUCCGCUGCGCGACGGCAUGAACCUCGUCGCCAAGGAGUUCGUCGCCUGUCAGAUCAACACCCCACCCGGUGUGCUGAUCGUCUCGCCGUUCGCCGGCGCCGGCGAGAUGAUGCACGAGGCCCUCAUAUGCAACCCCUACGAGAUCGACGACGCCGCCGAGGUCAUACACAGGGCCCUGACCAUGCCCGAGGACGAGCGUACCCUCCGAAUGAACCACCUGCGCAGACGCGAACGAAUCUACGACGUCAAUCACUGGAUGAAGUCCUUCCUGCAGGUCAUGGGCUCGCUGGAGGAGCGCGACUCGGUCGGUGCCACGGUCAUGCAGCCCGUCACUAUGGACGACUUUGACGAUUAUUUGAGCAAAUACAUCGGUGACAAUCACAAAUUAGCCUUACUGUUGGAUUACGACGGAACCCUGGCGCCCAUCGCCACGCAUCCCGAUCUCGCGAUUCUGCCCCUCGAGACGAAGAACGUCCUCCAGAGGCUGUCCAAUCUCCCGGACGUCUACAUAGCCAUCAUCUCCGGCAGAAACGUCAACAACGUCAAGUCCAUGGUAGGUAUCGAGGGCAUCACCUACGCCGGCAAUCACGGCCUGGAGAUUCUGCACCCGGACGGCAGCAAGUUCGUCCAUCCGAUGCCGGCCGUCUUCGAGAGCAAAGUCGCCAGCCUCAUGCAGGCCCUGCAGGAUCAGCUGUGCAAAGAUGGAGCUUGGGUGGAGAACAAGGGUGCCCUCUUGACCUUCCAUUAUCGCGAGACGCCCAUGGAGCGUAGACCACAGAUGGUGGAGCAGGCCAAGAAGCUGAUCGAGGAGACGGGCUUCAAGGCCUGCGCGGCCCAUUGCGCCUUGGAGGCUAAGCCGCCCGUCGAGUGGAACAAGGGCCGAGCCUCCAUUUACAUUUUGCGCACGGCUUUCGGGCUCGACUGGAGCGAGAGGAUUCGGAUAAUUUACGCCGGCGAUGACAACACCGACGAGGACGCCAUGAAGGCUCUCAAAGGUAUGGCCGCGACAUUCCGCGUGGCUUCGUCGCACAUCAUACGCACGUCGGCGGAGCGUCGCCUGCCGAGCACCGACUCGGUCCUCACGAUGCUCAAGUGGGUCGAGAGGCACUUGAGCCGCCGCAAGCCGCGCAACCACCACGACAACUCCUCGAAAUUUCGUCGGGCUCAAUCCGGUAUUACUAUGGAAAUGUCUUUCACCCAGACCACGUAACAGACAUCGCACUCUCCCCGACUUUCAUUGUCUUAGAUAAUGACAUCCUUUUACUUUUUACCCCUCUUACUUUGUAAUCCGUAGGCGACGUCAAUGAAUAUCAUGACUAUCGUAUUUGUUAAAGCAAUUUUUUUUGUAUUUAUAAGAGAAUGCCGAGAGCCGCAUGUAAUCGAUUACCUUUUUCUGACACGAUUCUCAAACGACACGUAUCAGAAGUACGAGUGUUUGAUUUUCAUAAAAAUCAAAUGUCAAUUACCUUUAGAAAUAAUUUUAAUUUUAAU
This is a messenger RNA of Trichogramma pretiosum, 4935 nucleotides long. RefSeq names its product alpha,alpha-trehalose-phosphate synthase [UDP-forming] (gene Tps1). Gene Ontology annotation, cellular component: cytosol; alpha,alpha-trehalose-phosphate synthase complex (UDP-forming). Gene Ontology annotation, molecular function: catalytic activity. The record is from RefSeq and is a predicted model, not a curated record. NCBI's taxonomy places the organism in Eukaryota, Metazoa, Arthropoda, Insecta, Hymenoptera, Trichogrammatidae. Gene Ontology annotation, biological process: trehalose biosynthetic process. Bases 1727 to 4654 code for a protein of 975 amino acids. The transcript has 6 exons.